Penicillium odoratum is the source of this 1500-nucleotide messenger RNA. RefSeq lists its product as uncharacterized. NCBI's taxonomy places the organism in Eukaryota, Fungi, Ascomycota, Eurotiomycetes, Eurotiales, Aspergillaceae. The transcript has 4 exons. Gene Ontology annotation, cellular component: nucleus. The coding region runs from base 1 to 1500 and encodes 499 amino acids. The record is from RefSeq and is a predicted model, not a curated record. Gene Ontology annotation, biological process: regulation of transcription by RNA polymerase II.
AUGACGUGCGACAUCUUUGUCUCGGACGAUGCGAGGAAUCACUCCCCACAGCUGGUUCCGCAGAAGAUCAAUUAUGGGGUGGAGGAAGAACCACCGCCGUUCGCCCCCGAGGCCGAGUGCGAGGGAACGUCUGACCGUUCCCGUAAGCACCAGCUGGAGACCCUACCGCAAACAAGUUUAGGCGACGGUGUGCUGAUGCGCGUCAUGGGACCAGGCCAUCCGGAAGUUGCAGAAAUCGCUGAGAAGCGUCCGCUGGACUGGUCCCCUAAACAGGGCCGGGUCCAAGAUCAGGAUCGAUUCCCCAAGGACUGUCUGCCACCGAAACACCCGCUCGCCCAACCAUCACUUCCCCGGGGUAAAGAUUCUAAAGAAGACAACCCUCAAUCGCCCCAGCGUACCCUUCCUCUACCCGUACUGUCGCAAGAUAUCAAACCGGCCUUUUCCAAACCCCCACAACGUCCCCGUCUCCUGUCCCUCACCGCUCCCUCGUCGGGGCCACCAAUACAUCUCGCACCGCACCGACGAACCUCAACCGCCGAAGGCCUCUCCCCCGACUCCAAGCAGGCAGACCUAAAGUCUCGCAUCUCUCUCCCAUCACUUCAAUCGCUGGCCUCGCCUCCCAAUUCGUCUGUCGGGGCUUCUCCAGACACGGGCUCCGGUAACACACAAACCCUACCCUCCAUCUCCGCCCUAGGAUUGUCUCAAUCCGAGUUCUCUUCAACUCGGCUUAAUGGCUUUCCACCCUAUUCCUAUUCACCUUCUGCUACAUCGCGUAAUGAUUCCCCCCACGAGCGUCAAUUACCUAGUCUUGUGCCGCAGAUCCCUCCCAGUCCUUUCUCUCAUUUCUCUCCUAUAAGCACCAAAGAUCUAUCCAACAAUGCUUCGCCGGCGUCACAGCCAUCUUUCUGGCGCACACCAACCUCCGCUGUGUCCGCAGAACCGCCAAUCCUUCCUCCGCCACCUCCACCUCCUCCCCCGGAACCUCAUGCCUAUGAGAGAUCUCCGAUGACUGCGAAAAGUCCGAUAAGCUAUCCCACCCCCACGGAGCCAGUAGCCUCUGUCACCGGAGAACGGACUUCGUUCAGCUCGCAUCCUUCACCAGAUGAGGCAAUCACGAAUAUAGGUGUCUAUAAAUGCACACAUCACGGUUGUACCGCGGCUCCCUUUCAAACCCAAUAUUUGCUCAAUUCCCAUGCAAAUGUGCACUCUUCAGAUCGGCCACAUUUCUGCCCAGUAGAAGGCUGUCCUCGUGGUGUAGGGGGGAAAGGGUUUAAACGUAAAAAUGAGAUGAUGCGACAUGGCCUAGUACAUAACUCACCUGGCUAUGUCUGUCCGUUCUGCCCGGAUCAGCAACAUAAAUAUCCUCGACCGGACAAUCUUCAACGACAUGUCCGAGUUCAUCAUGUUGAUAAAAGCAAAGAUGACCCAAUCCUUCGGGGCGUUCUCGCACAACGCCCUAUUGGCAGUACACGAGGCCGUCGGAGGCGACUGAAUGGAUGA